Messenger RNA from Striga hermonthica, 3762 nucleotides. The record is from the annotation of a GenBank genome assembly. Lineage: Eukaryota; Viridiplantae; Streptophyta; Magnoliopsida; Lamiales; Orobanchaceae.
AUGGCGGAUGGCGAAGGAAAAGAUUUGGAAUGCCGGAAGACUAUGGAUGGGAAGGAGAAUAGUGUCAUUUGUGCCGGAAAGGCCACCAUAAUCCCAUCUUGUUGCUUGAAAGCUAAGGCAUCCGAUCCCGAGGCUGAUGCCAAGUGUCAUUCAACGGUUGUUUCUGGAUGGUUCUCCGAGCCCAAGUCAUCAUCUGGUGAAACUCUUAAGCAAGUGUAUUUCAACAACCCGAUGUGGCCAGGAGAAGCACAUUCUUUGAGAGUGGAAAAAGUUCUGUUCCAAGAAAGAUCAAAGUAUCAGGAGGUUCUUGUUUUUCAGUCCCCUGCUUAUGGGAGAGUGCUUGUGCUGGACGGGAUUGUUCAGUUGACCGAGAAAGACGAAUGUGCGUAUCAAGAGAUGAUAACUCACCUCCCCCUUUGUUCGAUCGAAUCCCCGAGAAAUGUUUUGGUUGUCGGUGGGGGUGAUGGUGGAGUUCUUAGAGAAAUUGCCCGACACAGCUCUGUGAAGUCGAUUGAUAUUUGUGAAAUAGAUGAAAUGGUCAUAGAUGUUAGCAAGAAAUUUUUUCCGGAGUUAGCUCUCGGUUUCGAGGAUCCUCGUGUGCACCUUCAUGUUGGCGAUGCUGUCGAAUUUCUAAAGCGUACACCCGAAGGAAAGUAUGAUGCAAUAAUCGUUGAUUCAUCCGACCCUGUGGGUCCAGCACAAGAGCUCGUCGAGAAACCAUUUUUCGAGACCAUAGCUCGAGCAUUAAGGCCCGGUGGUGUCCUUUGUAAUAUGGCCGAGAGUAUGUGGCUUCAUACACAUCUUAUUCAGGACAUGGUUUCAAUAUGCCGUGAGAUAUUUAAGGGUUCUGUUCGUUACGCGUGGACAAGUGUCCCCACAUAUCCAAGUGGAGUUAUAGGAUUCGUUUUGUGCUCUACCGAGGGACCGCACGUGGAUUUCGUGCACCCUAUCAACCCGAUAGAGAAGAUGGACGAUGCACUUGAAUAUAGAAGGGAACUUAAGUUUUACAAUUCGGAGAUGCAUAGGGCUGCCUUCUCAUUGCCAUCUAUUUUGAAGAAAGAGGUUGAAGCUCUACGGAAUCAUAAUCUGGAUAUGACGAUAGGAGCUUUGUCAGUUUGCUCUAUAACUCCACAGACCUCAAUAUUGGAUCAUGCGAAGUUCCCUGAUUUCAUACAUCCCGUCUCGAAUGGCAAUGAGUUUUCAUCUUGUAAGAACCAGGUAUUUCUGUUUCAAAACCGGGUAAAACUCGCAACAAGGAUUGCUGCACGUAGUUUACCACCCGAACGUGAUAAUGCCCACAUGGGGAGCUCACCUCAUCUUACAGAUGGUCAAGCUUUUGUGAGUCCUGAGGAAGAUGAAAAUUCGAGGGAGCAAAGGAAAGAGACAGCUGUCCUGAUGCAAUCAGAUGCCAAUUUCCAACCAAAUGCUGCAGAACACGGAAAUCGAGAGAGUGUUCUGGAUAAGCUGAAGGCAGUUCAUCUGCACUUUCUUGCAAUGGAACAGUGGAAUUCUUCGAGGCUUAAAACGUGUCACCAAAACUACUCUGCAAGUUCAACAAAUCUGUUGCACUACUUGUCGCUAAAAAGCCUGGACACAGAACAGAUAAACGAAGAGCUUUCUGUAGCCGGGCUUUUGAAUCUGGAUACCAUACAUACACACGUUUUCUCAAGUCUCUCCGCAUGCAUCCAAACUCUACUCAGCUCGAGGUCAGAUUCCCUUCUCAGAAUAACCAUUCCCAGCAAAGACCAUCCGAUUCAUGAAGUCCUCGACACUGAAAGAUUGAAUCUUGGAAUGACUUCAAUGAUUAAAAAGGCAUCUUUUAAUCAGGAUCGACUCUUGGGAAAACUUCAAGGUCAGAAAAAGGCCCAUAUCAUGGUAACAAUCGGCCAAGAAGUCGUGGAUAACGACGUGCAGGUAGCUGACCUCAUAAAUUCGGGGACCACAAUUUUCCGUAUAAACUGCGCACAUGGAAAUCCCGAAAUAUGGAGCAAAAUGAUAAGCACGGUGAGAAAAUCCGCGGGACUUCUCGAAAAACCCUGCCGAGUACUCAUGGACUUAGCCGGGCCCAAGCUCCGUACAGGGAGAUUUAAGGAAGGCCCGUGUGUGGUGAAAGUCAGCCCAAAGAGGGGCCCAUAUGGAAAUACGGCUUGCGGAAGCCAUGUCUGGCUGGCCCAACAAGGGUCAGGCCCGCCGCCAUCUCACCUGUCCCCUGACGUGAUUCUGAAUGUCGACGGCCCGGAAUUUCUCGACGAGCUAGAGAUUGAUGAUACUGUGAGAUUUUCCGAUGCCCGUGGAAAAUGGAGGAAUUUAACGAUCUUGAGCAAAUAUCCGAUUUUUUCUGGCACGGGAUUUAUGGCCGAGUGCAUCGACACUGCGUAUAUCGAGUCCGGCACGGUACUUCGCGUAAAAAAAAAGAAAGGGAAAAAUAAAAAAUCGCCGGUGGGGUUCGUGGUCGAUAUUCCCCCGGCCGAGCAAUUUGUGAGACUGAGAGUAGGCGAUUUGCUGACAAUAUCUCGAGACAGUUCAGACGAGCAGUUAUCUUCUUCUUCCACUGGUUUUUCAGCCACUGGGGACCACCGAGUCACCUGCCCGUCCGGUUACCUGUUCGACUCGGUCAAACCGGGGGACCCCAUAGCCUUCGAUGACGGCAAAAUAUGGGGGGUUGUGAAAGGAACGAGCUUUUCGGAAGUUGUGGUGACCAUAACUCACGCGGGCCCGAAAGGCACGAAGCUCGGCUCGGAAAAAUCGAUAAACAUCCCGGACAGCGAGAUCCGGUACGAGGGGCUCACGUCGAAAGAUCUCGUGGAUCUCGAUUUUGUGGCUGCUAAUGCUGACAUGGUCGGCGUAUCGUUUAUCCGGGAUGUUAGCGACAUUGUCGUCUUGCGCCGUGAGCUCGAGAAGAGAAAGGUUUCGAAUUUAGGGGUCGUGCUGAAAAUCGAGACUCGAGGCGGGUUCGAGAAGCUUCCACUGUUGGUUCUUGAGGCGAUGAAGAUGGGGAACCCGUUAGGCGUGAUGAUCGCGAGAGGCGAUCUGGCGGUUGAGUGCGGGUGGGAGAAGCUUGCGGAUAUACAGGAUGAGAUUAUUUCGAUUUGUAAGGCUGCACACGUGCCGGUUAUUCUUGCCACUCAGGUUUUGGAAUCAGUGGUGAAGACAGGCGUGCCGAGUCGAGCAGAAAUUGUAGAUGCGGCUAACGGGAGGAGGGCAAGCUGUGUAAUGCUGAACAAGGGAAAGCAUAUUGUAGAAGCAGUCUCGACUCUUGAUACCAUUCUAAAUAGCCAAUGCGCAACGGCCAAAACCGAACUGAAACCUCUUAUACUGUCCUCCCGUCUGGCUGAACUCAAAAGCCACGAGCGAAUUCGGGUCGCCCGACUGGUUUUCAUGCUUUUACAAGAUGUGCUGGAAUUCAAGGUCGGCAAGUAUGAGACCUGCAAAACCAUCAACUCGUUCUCACAGAGAGUGCGCUGGUCCAAGGGCCUGCGCGGGAGCAUUAUGAUAUUUCCACAAAAGGGUGAAGUUUGGGCGCUCUACAAGAAUUGGUCGUCCGAUUGGGACGAAAAUACCCCUGACGAGGUGGCCGGUUUCAAGACGAUAUUUUUUCCGGGUUCGGGGCCCGAUGCAGUCAGGAGGAUUCGUAGGGAUGAGAUGUUUCGAUUUUCUAAUCGGGUCCAAACUUACUUGCUUACGGGCUUUGAAGGUGGAAAUGCUCCGAAAGGAUGCUUGGAACUUGAUCCAGCGGCUACACCUUUGGAACUCUUCAGGUGA